AUGCUAUCGAUUAAGGCAAAAGUAGGAUUGGGGAUUCUAUUCUCCUAUACCUCAUUUGAAGUGUAUAUGCAAUUAAGAACACAAUAUGUGAUUAGAAGACGGAAACAAGAGUAUCAAAAGUUAAUAUCUACAUCAAACACUGAUGGAGUUGAUUUCUCUAAAUUCAAAUCUGCCACCGUUGCAGGAACUUUUGUUAAUCCAUUCGAAGAGUAUAGACCUCAAACUGCUUUUGAAUUUCUUAUGGUACGAAUUAUGGAGGCCAUAGAAAGCAUCUAUGGGAAUCAAUUUGAAUUGCACAAUAAACUUCCAGGAGGAGAUACAAGAGACAUUGAAGAUGUAUUGAAGCUGCACAAGCCGGACUUGGAGUUGCUCAGACAUAAUUCCACAAUUCUUCAAAAAUGUUUGGAACUAAACGACUUCCAAAACUUGGAUGUCACAACUUCACCUUCCAAGGGAAUCUCAGCAAUAUUUAGCAAGGUAGCCCAACCUAAAUUACGAGAUCAAAUGCUUUUCACUUGGAUAGGUCAAUCAUGUGCACUCGUACAACUCAGUGGGAUUAAUAUUUUGACCGAUCCAAUUUUAAGUAAUCAUUUAAUCAGUCCCUCUGUCGGUCCUAAAAGACUUGUACCAGCCCCAUUAAGCUUGGAAGAUAUCAAUUAUGCCACCAAUAACAAGGUUGAUUUUGUUUUGGUUUCGCACGAUCAUCCGGAUCAUUUGGAGUUGGACUUGGCCAAAAAGGUGGGUAAUAAAACCAUGUGGAUAGUGCCGUUGGGCUUGAAGAAAAAGCUUGCAAGAAAAGGAAUAUAUAAUGUCAUUGAAAUGGAUUGGUGGGACACUUUACCAUUGAAUGGAUAUAUAGGAAACGGAACUUCCAAUCUAACCGACAAGUAUGAAGUUACAUGUGUCCCCGCAAUGCAUUGGUCUGGAAGGUAUGUUAUUGAUUCAAACACUUCUUUGUGGUGUUCUUUUAUCAUCAGGAAGAACGGGGAAUCUGUUUUAUACCAUGCCGGUGAUACAGGAUAUCUGAAAGAACUUUUUGAAACUAUCGGCAAAGCGUUUGGGCCGUUAAAACUUUCACUUUUACCUAUUGGUCAAUAUUGUCCAUCUUGGCACCAAAAGCCUCGCCAUAUUUCACCAGCUGAAUCAGUUCAUAUUGCUGAUCAUUUGAAUCUGAAAUAUGUCAUGGGUGUUCAUUGGGGUACAUUUAAAAUUAGUAGUGAACCAAUUUUGGAACCAAAGUAUCUCUUGGAAAACAUCGCAAAAGAAAGGAAUCAAAGCGAUUUUAUUCAAGUACCAGAGUUGGGGUUAACUUAUUUAUACGAUUUGAAACUGGAUGCGCCCCCACAAGCUCGAAAGUAA
This is a messenger RNA of [Candida] anglica, 1359 nucleotides long. NCBI's taxonomy places the organism in Eukaryota, Fungi, Ascomycota, Pichiomycetes, Serinales, Debaryomycetaceae. The record is from the annotation of a GenBank genome assembly.